Monoraphidium neglectum is the source of this 1509-nucleotide messenger RNA. RefSeq lists its product as hypothetical. The record is from RefSeq and is a predicted model, not a curated record. NCBI's taxonomy places the organism in Eukaryota, Viridiplantae, Chlorophyta, Chlorophyceae, Sphaeropleales, Selenastraceae. The transcript has 4 exons. The coding region runs from base 1 to 1509 and encodes 502 amino acids.
AUGGCCAGUGCCCUGCUCGCCCUUGGCCUGCUGCACGAGAGCCGCGGCCAGAUACCUGCCGCGCGCGCCGCACUCGCCGCCGCCCUCCGGGUGUUCCCGGCCUUCAUCGCCGCCCGCGCCGCCGCGGCACGUCUGAUGGUGGCCGAUGCGGCGUCAGACGCUGAGCUGUCAGAGGCGGAGGCGGCGCUGCUGCAGGCUGUGGAAGUCGCAGAGGCGCUCGCGGCGGCGGAGGGCGGGCUGGUCGCUGCCAGCAACAAGGCGUGCGCGCGCGAGGUCGAGGCCGGCGUGGGGGCGCGAGGGGCGCUGGCGAUGCUGCUGUGCCAGGCGGGGCGGGGCGCAGAGGCAAAGACUCACCUGAAGGAGCUUGGUUUCUCUUGGCGGCUUGGCAGCCCAGUGCUGUGUUAUCCAAUAAGCGGCGGCGGCAGCAGCAGCCCAGCAGGCCGCGGAGAGGCCGCAGGCGGCCGCGGGGAAGCUUGCGGGCAGCUGCCGCUCGCGGUGCUGGACGGCGCGCUCCCGUCCCCGCUGCUGCGGCAGCUGCAGCGCGCGUUUGCGCCCGCGGCGCCGUUUUGGUCGGAGCAUGGGUAUGGCCCAAGGCAGGGCUACUUCAGCUAUAUGUUCCCACUGGCGGGUGACCAGGCCGCCGACUCCAGUCUCGGCCAGCUGGCGCGGCACCUGCGCUCGCUGGCGCUGCCGCACUUCCCGGCGGUGGCAGAGGCGCGCUACGCAGAGUGGUGGGCGCACUGCCGACGCCACAACUCGGGCCACCAGCUGCACUUCGACUCUGAUGACGAGGGGGUCGGCGGCAUACGCAACCCCAUCAUAUCGACCGUCUGCUAUCUGUCCUCAUCACGCUCGACCGACAGCGGCGGCAGCAGCGGCAGCCGCGGCAGCCGCACCGGCACGACAGACGGCGACGGUAGCAGCAGUGAAGGUGGUGCCUUUGUGGGCGGCCCAACGCUGGUGACCGACCAGCUGCUGGGCGGCCCGCUCGCCACGAGGGGGUGGCUGGCCACGCCUGCCGUGAACAGGGUGACUUUCUUCGACGGCGGCGUCCUGCACGGCGUCGUCCCGGGCCGCGGCGCGAGCUCCGACCCGUUCGCGCGGCGCUGCACACUGAUGGUGGCGUUUUGGCGGGAGCUGCGCACCCGCUUGCCCGCGGACGGCCAGCUCGGGGCCGCCAUGCCCAUGCCGGCGCCACGGCUGCGUGAGCCGUGCGCCGCCACAAGCAAAGGGGGGAAGCGGCCGCGCGAGGACCCGCAGCAGCGUGCGGAGCCGCCGGCAGCAGCGGCAGCGGAUGCUGCGGCAGGCGACGAGGCAGCAGAGGCCCAGAAGGCGGGUGAGGCGGCCUGGAUCAGCAUGCUGGAGCCCUUGCCUGGGGAGGGGGCGUGGCUGGCGCAGGUGGCGCCGACGCCCGUGACGCCGACGCCUGUGGCGGCCGUGUGGGAGCCGGUGGACCCGGGGCGGGCCGGCAGGGCGCCUUCUUAUUCGGCCUGCUUCCAGGGGUUCUGA